AUGGCGGACGUUGAGACGCCCUCCACGGGAGGGCCGGUGAAACCAGCCAAGACGAGGGCCCCGCCGAGCCCCAUCAUCCCCAAGGCUCUCGCGGCGCUGGCCAUUGCCACGCUGGUGGCCAUCCCCGUGGUGGUGCCUCUUGUCGUGAUGAAGGUCACCGGCCGCAGCGGCCGCCAGUGGUCGACGCUCGCAGACGCAAUCGAGGCGCCGCCGAACGUUGUCGUGACGCCGAACGAGGAGGUGUCGAAGGAAGAGGUCAAGGAGGCGUUUUUGAAGAUCACAGACCAGACGUUUGAGCGCUUCUGCCGCCCCUACUACACUGCGGGCUUCAACGCGUACGAGCUGGUGGAGGCAUCCAUGGUGUCGAAGCGCGCGGAGACUGUUGACAACCUUUCUGGCGCGGACAUCGUGGACCAGACCCUGCGGGACGCGGCCGCCAGCGGCAUCAACACGAUCCGCAUGUGGGCCCACACCACCACCAGCCUCUACCCCUUCCAGACGGCGCCUGGCGUGUACGACGAGCGCGGUCUCAAGGCGCUGGACUUUGUGCUGGAGACGGCGCGCAAGUACGGCCUGCAGUUUAGGAAGCGCCAACUGCCGAGCAACCGGCCGCAAGACCGCCCGGCCGCCUAA
Molecule: messenger RNA, 633 nt
Organism: Monoraphidium neglectum
Lineage: Eukaryota; Viridiplantae; Chlorophyta; Chlorophyceae; Sphaeropleales; Selenastraceae
Exons: 6
Coding region: 1-633 (210 amino acids)
Molecular function (GO): hydrolase activity, hydrolyzing O-glycosyl compounds
Source: RefSeq, a predicted model, not a curated record